This is a messenger RNA of Camellia sinensis, 525 nucleotides long. Lineage: Eukaryota; Viridiplantae; Streptophyta; Magnoliopsida; Ericales; Theaceae. The record is from RefSeq and is a predicted model, not a curated record.
AUGGCAUUUGAAAGAAGCUUAGAUCAUUGUUCUUCUUCUUCAUCAUCUUCGACACAAUCUCGCUGGAGCUAUGACGUGUUCUUGAGUUUUAGAGGUGAAAAUACCCGCAAAAACUUUACUGAUCAUCUCUACGAGGCCUUGGUUCAAGCUGGAAUUCACACCUUCAGGGAUGAUGAUGAACUUCCAAGAGGACGUGAAAUUUCUCCGGAGCUUCUCAAAUCAAUCCAAGGAUCCAGGAUCUCCAUCGUUGUUCUCUCAAGAAACUAUGCUUCUUCCAGAUGGUGCCUUGAUGAGCUUGUGAAGAUCAUUGAAUGCAAGAAAACACUUGGACAAUUACUUGUCCCAAUAUUCUACGAUGUUGAUCCAUCUGAUGUACGCCACCAAACUGGGUAUUUUGGAGAAACAUUUGGAAGACACGAAAAGCAUUAUGUGGAUGAGAUGGAGAAGGUGGAGGUGAGGAGAGCUGCCCUCUCUGAAGCUGCUAAUUUGUCAGGGUGGGAUUUGCAAAAUGUUGCAAAUGGGUGA